AUGUACUUGUAUCCGACUCUAUUAUCCUCUCUCGACUCUCCGACUCUUUGCCUUAUUCGUUCUUUGUGUCUCUAUGGCCAGAAGAACAUCUUGGACGGUUGUCUGCGUUUCUAUGAACGACUGGAGCCUGACCUCGUACAAGAUGUUCGCGUAUCCGCCGGCAUAUCCACUGGGCACGUUACGUCUCGCGGGCAUUCGCGGAGAAUCUGCCAGGAACCUCUUUACCGUUUCUCUUUUCCGUCUUUGAGUAUCUGUCAGGUAUGCGACAUUCAGCAGAAAAACAGGAGUGAAAACUGCUUCUUUUCAGAAGUAGUGCUGAAACUUGAAGGAUGA
Necator americanus (New World hookworm) is the source of this 333-nucleotide messenger RNA. RefSeq lists its product as uncharacterized. Lineage: Eukaryota; Metazoa; Nematoda; Chromadorea; Rhabditida; Ancylostomatidae. The transcript is spliced from 3 exons. Bases 1 to 333 code for a protein of 110 amino acids. The record is from RefSeq and is a predicted model, not a curated record.